This is a messenger RNA of Rhincodon typus (whale shark), 2575 nucleotides long. RefSeq names its product saxiphilin (gene sxph). The coding region runs from base 62 to 2263 and encodes 733 amino acids. Gene Ontology annotation, biological process: iron ion transport. The record is from RefSeq and is a predicted model, not a curated record. The transcript is spliced from 17 exons. Gene Ontology annotation, cellular component: plasma membrane; recycling endosome; early endosome. NCBI's taxonomy places the organism in Eukaryota, Metazoa, Chordata, Chondrichthyes, Orectolobiformes, Rhincodontidae.
GCUGGAAUCUGUCACAGGAGAUUGGUGGUGAGAGGCGAAGAGAAAUAUUAGACAUUUCACUAUGAAAGGAGCAAUUGUUUUCAUCUCUUUUAUUGCAAUUGCUUUUGCAAAGAAAUUCAGGUGGUGCAACUUAUCUGAUACAGAACAGAGGAAAUGUGCUGAACUUUCCAGAGCCUUGCAGGCAGUGUUACCUCCCACAACCAAGGAUUCUUUCACCAAGUUGUCUUGCAUUAAAGCGCACAAUACAAAGGAUUGCAUCAAGAAGAUACGGGGAAACAAGGCAGAUGCGAUUUCAUUAGAUGCUGGUGAUGUCUACACUGCGGCAAGAUUUUAUGAUCUCACUGUUGUGGCAAAGGAAAUGUAUAAGGAUGGUGGCUGUUUGUAUUCCGUGGCAGUGGUCCAGAAUGAAAGCCUAGAUAUUCAGAAGUUAAGAGGAAAGAGAAGCUGUCAUAAUGGUGCUCGACAUACAGCAGGCUGGAAUAUUCCCCUCGGAUUUCUCCUGUCUCGGAAUUACCUUCAUUGGCACGAGAAUCAAACUGUAAUUGAAGCCACCAGUAAAUUCUUCAGUGCAGCCUGUGCUCCAGGGGCAGGCUCCUCCUUCCCCAACCUGUGCCGGCUCUGCCAGGGCAAGAAAUCGUACAAUAGGGACAAAAAUUAUUUCUGUGAAACGACUGACAAUGAGCCUUACUAUGGUUCUGAAGGUGCACUCAGGUGUUUGGAUAAGGAAAACAGUGAUGUUGCCUUCCUUGACAGCACAGCGCUGGCCAACAUAAAUGCAUCAGAGGCAGCCAAGUACAAACUGCUAUGUCCUGAUGGAACCCAGGCUGAUCUCAAGGACUUCAGAAAAUGUCAUCUUGGAAGGGGACCUGGCAAUGCCAUUGUAACCAGACACAACUACAGAAAGAUCACACGGAAAUUUCUUGCUGUUGCUCAGCAUCUCUUUGGGAGAAAUGGGAAGCAGUCACGACGAUUCCAGUUAUUCAGCUCCACCGGCUUCAACGGAAGAAACCUGAUGUUUCAAGACGCCACUGAGAAGUUGCUGCUUCUUACAGACAAUGCUGACAUCGGCCAAGUAUUGGGGUUAGACUACAUCGCUCUGCUGAAAGGACUGGGCCAUGGAGGGACCUCCUUGGAGAAUAUCAUUGUGAGGUGGUGCUGCAUUAGUGCAGCUGAGCAAAGCAAGUGUGAAGAAUGGGCCCUCAACACAAAAUCCAACCCAUUAGUCUGUAUCAGAGCAACAUCCAUGAGCGACUGCAUAGAAAUGAUAAAGAAGGAUGAGGUGGAUGCGGCUUCCCUUGAUGCGUCGCAUGCUUACAUUGCUGGGAACUGUGGCCUUGUUCCUGUGGUGAUGGAAUAUUAUGGGAAGAAAUGUGCAGUGGCCAGCGGGAAACAUGGAGAGACACACUUUGAGGCUGAAGAUCUGCCUCCAGUCUAUGCCAUUGCUGUGGUGAAGAAGGCUUCCCGAGGCGAGAACAUCUUUAAUCUAGCGGGAAGGCGAAGCUGUCAUGGCCACUUGUACAGCCCAGCAGGCUGGCUUCUCUUAACAAAAUACACUAUCCGAUCUAACCGAAACAGCACUGACAUCUGCAACAUCAAUAAGGCAUUUAUAAACUAUUUCCGCAAAGGCUGUAUGCCUGGAAUGAAUUUUAAAGGGAAUCUUUGUAAAGUCUGCAUUGGAAGAGAGCAAGCUGGGAUGAAAUUAUUUAAUCAAAGGUGUGCAGCGAACCAUGACGAACUUUACUAUGGCAAUAUGGGUGCCUUGCGGUGCUUAGUCGGGAAUCGCAGUGGGAAAAGCUUUGGAGAUGUUGCCUUCCUUGAGCACCAUAACUUAAUGGAAAACAUAGAGAGUCUGAGUGAUUGGGCUGAUGGGUGGAGUCCCGACCACUUUGAGUUGCUGUGUCCAGGUGGUGAACGUGCUCCACUCACCGAGUGGGAAAGAUGCAACCUGGGCUCCAUCCCUCCAAACAUCGUGAUGACAAGGUCUGUCAUUGCCACCAAAAUCCACGAAUUCCUGAUGAAAUCACAGGAACAUUUUGGAGCGAGCUCAGACUCUGAAUUUCAGCUUUUCCAGUCCCAUAAAUAUGGGGAAAGGGACCUGCUUUUUAAAGACUCCACAAAAUGUUUGACUCGUGCAACUCACCUCAACUACAUGAGCAUCUUGGGCGAAGAAUUCUUUAAUUUGGCAGAAUCGGUCUUCAGUUGCACAGCAUCAGAAAUCCUUGAAUUCUGCACUCAGAAUGCCUGCAGCACCUUGCAAGUGUGACACUCCAAGCGAUUCUCACACCCUGAUGACAUGGAGCGAUACACAGCAUAAUCCUCUCUUUGGAAUUAGCUUACUCCCUACUCUCGAUUUAAGACUUUGAGCAAUUCGAUCAGUCAGACUCUUCUGUGUCAUUUUUAAAAAUGAUGCUUUCAAUCAACCUGUUUGCCAUCCAUGGCAGGUGGGACUUGAACCUGGACCUUCUAGCCUAGAGGUAGGAACACUACCGCUGUGCCACAAGAGCCUUCAGCAUUGUCUAAAGUGCAUGCGUUAAAGUUUGGGGGAUUGAUUUUGACAUUGGCCAAUAAAGGUGAU